This is a messenger RNA of Stylophora pistillata, 1339 nucleotides long. RefSeq lists its product as uncharacterized. Gene Ontology annotation, biological process: necroptotic signaling pathway; protein phosphorylation. NCBI's taxonomy places the organism in Eukaryota, Metazoa, Cnidaria, Anthozoa, Scleractinia, Pocilloporidae. Gene Ontology annotation, molecular function: ATP binding; protein tyrosine kinase activity. The record is from RefSeq and is a predicted model, not a curated record.
UCCCAGAAAGAUGGCGUUCAUCCUUUGAAUUCAUCACGAUCAAUGCAAGGUUUGUUUACAGUAAAGGUGACAUCGUUGCUGUGUCCUCGGCACGAAAUGGAAGAACCCAGAAUUAAGUACAUUCCUCUACGAGAUCGUGUUGGAUAAGCUGUGGAAAAAAACAUGUCGCUAAGCCGUAAGGCGAUGUCUACACUAAUGCAAGUUUUAAGAGGAGAACACAAGGAACAUGGGCUACUUGCCACACAUUUAACUUCUCACCAAUCACCAACAUUGAAAGAGCAAGGGAAUCACUUGGAUCAAGGAACACAUAAAAGUGAUGGAUCUGUGGUAACAACCAAGUUUGUCUCAGACAAGAAGUCCAGUGACACUGCAGAAGCAAUGGAAGUGGAAGCAGAAAGACAUACAUCUUCGAAAGAACCUCCAGAGCAGCCAUAUGCACAAUCACAUACAUCCACAUCUCCUAGAGAUAAUUUGGCAGUUACUGGGAGAACUGGUGGUAAUGGCAUCAUGUCAGUUGAUAACCAUUAUGGUCUGGAGGUUGGAUCUAUGGUAGAGGUUCCUGUGGCAGAUGGUGUUGCAAGAUGUGGUGUUAUUCGUUGGAUAGGGAGUAUUCCAGAAGUAAAGGGAAAGCUGGUGGCAGGUCUGGAAUUGGAAUUGGAGGAGUCAGCAUGUUCAGAUGGGACUUUUUCUGGAGGUAGAUAUCAUAAAGAGAGAUACUUCACCUGUCCAGCAGGAAGAGGUUUCUUUGUUCUAUUGGAACAUUGCCGACCAGAUUCCCGCUUUGCUAACUCAGCAACCACUGAUGUCGGUUUAAAUGCUGAAAGAGACUUUGCAAGCAUGCCAUCUCCAGAAGUGCAAGGCAUAACCGAGCCUCCAAAAACUCUUGAGGAGAAAUACUGUGGACUCAUGCAUGGUCUCCAGGGUCACCAUAGCUCAUGCUACCUAGAUGCCACACUUUUCAGUAUGUUCGCCUUCACAAUUGUGUUUGACACCCUGCUGCAUCGUCGCCGAAAAGACGACGAUUUGGAGGAAUAUGAUAAAGUGCAGAGUGUUCUGAGAAACUGCGUACUGAGACGUUUUUCUCAUACUUUUUAAAUGCUUUUCGCGUGGCAAAAUUCACUUGAAUGUGACAUUUUCAUGCGAAAUGACCAAAGAAAUCAUACGGAGAUCCUGUGUAGAUUUUACUUUUGAGAGAAGACUGAGCGCACGCAGUUAAACAACCAGUUGGGUGUUACUGCGAUGCCACUCGGUUUACUUACUCAAGCAACGGUGUCCGGUCUUUUCGUCCAAGAGUCUUUUCGUCCGAAAGUGUUUUCGUCCGAGUCUUUUCGUCCAAAAA